Molecule: messenger RNA, 6775 nt
Organism: Pocillopora meandrina
Lineage: Eukaryota; Metazoa; Cnidaria; Anthozoa; Scleractinia; Pocilloporidae
Source: the annotation of a GenBank genome assembly
UUUCAAGAUGGCGUCCGCCAGCAUCGCAGAAGAAGCUGAAGUUUUCGAACCGUCGAUUCAAAAUAUCAUCGAUCAAAUAACGCUGCGAUGGGUAUUUGUCGGAGGAAAAGGUGGUGUUGGUAAGACAACAUGCAGGUACGCAAUAAGACUGCUGUUAGAUUAAGAUUUUGUAGAAUGAUUGGCGUCGAUUUUUUGAUGUGAUAGCUGAAGAUUUCAGAAAACCGUGGUACCGCCUUGUGAAUACUUGGUUUAGGCACGUCCUGAUUUCAACAAUGAUUGGCAAUACUACAUUAAAUUUUCCCGAAUUAUGCCAAAUGUUCACGGUUUUCAAGGUUCGACGGUUGCGAAAGCGUACGUACAAUUCUGUCUUACUCAGUAUGGUUAUCAUGCGAUCAGUCAAGGACUCUUUUACUGAUUAUCGUCCCUAAUCUUUCUUGAAGUUUGAUUUUUUUUUCUAUUUCUCUAUUCUUUGCACUAGUUUGAUAGCCAUCUAGUUGUGAUAAAUUUAUUAAACUAUCGUAUUUAUUGUUUUUAUCAAAGAUGUAAAUAAAAUAGUAAGGUGUAUGAUUUCAUAGAAAAAGAAAGAUUCUGUGAAUCGUUUUUCUAUAUAAUAUAAAAAAAUGUUUGACAGAAUCCACCAGAAGUGAUAAUUCUCUUGGCUCUCAUUAUCAGUCAUCUUGACAGUGAGUAAGAAUUGAUAAACUGAUCCACGAAAAGUUUCCAUGUCAGAUUGAAUCAAUUGAAACGUUUAAAAGGAAAAUUACAGAAAAUUCUACUUUUAGCCAUGCCAUUACUACAUAUAGGUGUAUAUAAAACAGGAGUUCAGGGUGCAGCGUCAAGGAUCAGCAAUGUUAAUAUUGUAAUGCAGAUAAAUAGGAAAAGAAAAUAUGAGAAAUAUGAGCUAAAAAUUUAAUAUCUUUCAAAUCUGUGCAAAAUGUUCAUCAUGUUUGUAUUUUAAUAUUGUUUAGUUGUAGCAUUGCUCUUCAACUUGCUAAAACAAGAGACACUGUCCUGAUUAUUUCCACUGAUCCUGCUCAUAACAUAUCAGAUGCGUUCAACCAGAAAUUUAGCAACACUCCAACCAAGGUUCAAGGCUGUGAUAACCUCUAUGCAAUGGUAAGUUAACCCUUUAACUCCCACAAGUGACCAGGACAGGAUUUCUCCUUACAAUACUAAUCAAAUGUCAAGCAGAAAAGUAAUAAGAAUAAAGGAAAAUAUCAAGGAGGGAGAUUAUCAGUUGAUCCAAUGCCAAAUUCUCCUAACUAAACUCAUAAGAAUUGUAUGGUUGACACUGAUGAGAAUUACUAAUGAGAUCUUGGUGGUGAAAGGGUUAAGCAUUACACACAAAAUUUAAUCUCUAGCUUUAUAAUGUUAACAUCAUUAUGUAUAUUCUCCAUACUGUUCUCUAUACAUGUGCUUUGGUGCUAACAAGGAGAAUUUGUUGACCAAUCAGGAGCUUUAGUUGGUGAUCAUCUUCUUUAUUUGCAUGACCUUAAUGUGUGAUUCACAGAUGAUAUUCUCAACGAGGAUUAGAUGUUAGUCACCCCAAGAUGUCAAAGGGUAAAAAAGCUUAACCAUUGUAUACAUGCUUAUUGUUUCAAUAGGAAAUAGACCCAAAUGUUGGAUUUUCUCAGCUUCCUGAUGAUAUUUUAGAUGAGCCAGGUGAGUUCCUCUUUGUACUUAUACUAUCAUUUAAUUUUAUGAUACAAUAUAUUGAACAUAGUUGAAAUAUUUAUUAUUAGUAAUUAUAAAAUAAUUCAAAUAGUACGCGUGCUCUAAUUGGCCAUAAAACCAUUUUACAUGAGCAUAUGUAAACACGGUUUUCAUUCCUCUUUCAUUAGUUUUUUAUAAAAGAAAUGUAAAAUGGUUUCUGUGUUAACAUAGCCUGAUGUAAACACUUGGGAGGUCGGGAGAACACUCGAUAAGCUGGAAACCACUCCGCUUCACGUCGUGGUUUCCUACGCUUAUCUCGUGUUCUCCCAACCUCCUGCAUGUUUACAUCAGGCUAUGUAAACAUGGAAACCAUUUUACAUUUCUUCAAUGUAAAUACCACACAGGUAAGAAGUGCUUUUUGUACACUUUGAUUGGCUGGUUUGGAAGUGAUUAGCAAAUACUAUUCACUUCUGAGUAGCUGAAGAGACAAAAUUUCCCUGUUGAAAUUCUACUUUCUGACUGUUCUUGGAUAUAGUAACUGAAAUAAACAGAUUUUUUUAGUUUUUUCUGUUAUAUACUAAAACAAUUAUUUACCUAAGUGUCAGUGCAAGUGAUGACUGUCACUAUUCACCUCAACUUCGAUGAAUAAUUGAUAACUAUUAUUACUUGUCACAUUGUUUUUAUCAUCAUCAUCAUCAUCAUUAUCAUCAUUCCUAUCAUUACUGUUGUUGUUGUGGCUGAUAUUUGCCAAAUUUUUUUUGUAUAAUUAAAAUUUGUCAUUAUCAUGUGACUUUAUUAUAGACUUGAUGUCCAUGGGUAAAGGUAUGAUUAAGGAACUAUUAGGAGCUUUUCCUGGAAUUGAUGAAGCCAUGAGUUUUGCUGAGGUUAUGAGGUUUGUCAUCACCAUUAUCAUUAACAUUGCUGUCAUCUUCAUUGUUUCAAUAACAACACAGAAGGGUUUUUCGUAGUAGAUAUUAAUAAUUAACCCUUCAACCCCCAUGAGUGCCAAGACAGAAUUUUCCUUAUAAAGCACACAAGUGAUGAGGAAAAAAAAAAACCCUCAGAGGAUUAUUAUUUAGUCCAAUACCAAAUUCUCCAAACUAACAUCACAAGAACUGUAUGGCAGACAGUAAGGAGAAUUACUAAUGAGAUCUUGGGAGUUAAAGGAUUAGCCUGUACAAAGUUGGUUACCAAGUACGGUUAGCACUUGAGUUCAUGUCUUGGUACCUAAAACCCAAAAUUAAUGAAAGACAAGUUAAUUUAUAGUUGACUUGUGAUUCAGAAAUAUCUUAUUUGAAAAAAAACCCUGGCUGGUCUGAGCAUUGGCCCUUAAAGGACUCAGUGAAUGAGUGAUCAGUGAUCAAGAUAAUUAUCUGUUAUAACUUACUAGUAAACCUUUUCAACUUUCUCUACAAACAGGCUAGUGAACACAAUGGAUUUUAGUGUAGUGGUAUUUGACACAGCUCCAACAGGCCACACCCUCAGACUACUUGCAUUUCCAUCAAUUAUUGAAAAAUCUCUUGGAAAAAUUUUAGCUCUGAAGAACAGUAUUGGACCAUUUGUCUCUCAGGUAAUGUACAUUAUAUUUACCCCCGGAGCAGCUUAUUUCUGUAGCUCUGAGGUGGGGCACAAGGCUAUUAGUGACCCUCAUCUUUUGUCAAGUGAGUAAUCAUGUAACUGAGACAGCCUUACAUGUGUAUGCCUCCAAAUGAUUGGUUAAGGUUAACUUAUAACUACUUUGCUGCAACAGUUUAUUUAAAGUUUAAUAAUUGAUGAUAUGAAGCUGGGAAUAACAUUUUUGGGAAAAUUCAUCAGAGUUCUGAAACUAACCCUUUUUCCAGUCAUGGUUUUAUAUCAAGUCAAAAUUUCCAAAUUUCAAGUUGUCCUAAUUCUUAGAGAGAGAGAGGGAGACAUAGUGUGAUCUUGUGGUCAGUGAGAUAGACUAUGGGUGGAGAGGUUUGGGCUCAAGACUUGGCCAGGUCAUUGUGUUAUCUUCCUGGGCAAAAUAAUUUACUUUCACAGUACCUCUCUUUACCCAGGAGUAAAACGUUUACUAGCAUUGUCAGGGAAGCCUGAUGAAAUGCUGGGAGGGGGUAAUCUUAUGAUGGACUGGGGCCCCAUCCAGGGGGUAGUGGUAAUACUCCUAAGCUCAUCAUACAAAGGAAAACAGUAUAACUUCUGGCUGGAUAUACCACUUGGUCUGAGUGUGGCCUUUAAUUCCCACCUACUGUCUGCUGAACAACGUAUUGAUACAUGUAUCAUAAGGAGGUGUUAUCUGGGGAUCAGCCAUGAAUGACACUGUGAAGUAAGGUUACUUCCCACCUUUGUGGGUGUCUUUCGGGAAAAUAUUUGUAUGUGCACUAGUUUCACUAAAAUUCUAGCAAACUGUACAUCACAAGAAAGCUUAAUAAAUACAGGUUACAAUAAAAAUAUAAUUUAAGAAAGCUUUCUAAAUAACUCAGGUGCUUUUGGAGAUUUUAAUUUUUUUUGGAAAUGUUAGGUAAAAUGUUUGAAUUCAGUUCAGUCAAAUAAAAGAAAAAACGUUUUUUCGGCCUAUGAAGGUGGGAAGUAACCCUAAUUUAAUACGUGGGUUUCCCUUUUUUUUUUUGCUUGUUGUUUAGUUUGGCUCUUUGCUGGGUAUACACGAUAUGAAUGCAGAUCAAAUGACCAAGAAGUUAGAAGACACACUGCCCGUGAUACAGCAAGUCAGUCAACAGUUUAAAAAUCCGGUAUGAGAGAAACUUCUCUAUUAUUAUCGGUGUAAAGAGUUUUUCGAGAGUGUCGUUAAAGCAUAACUAGAGGUAUCACCUCGACCAUUCAGAAAAAAGGGAAGAAUUAUCAGAAGCCAAUGAGAACCUUUGAGUAAGAACAAGCAAACUGCGUAAAGCGCGGGAAAACGCGGGUGAUCAAGUCGCGAUUGGCUUUAGUUUUGCAUCCGAUUGGCUGAGAAAAGGGCGCGAUUUUUCUGGACCAAUCACGGAGGACGCAAGUAAACCGCGUUACUUUUGACAGUCAAUGUACCAGUAGGGUAAUUUAGUUUUAUCAACUGAGUUGAUAAGGUAAAUUGGCCACCGUAGUGUUUCAAGGCUGACGUUUCGAGCGUUGGCCCUUCAUCAGAGCGAAUGGCGAGGGGCUAUUGCUCUAAACGUCAGCUUUGAAACCUUUACGGUGGCCAAUUUACGUUCUAAAUCAACUGAUAAUACUGAAUUACCCUGUUGUACCCUCCCUCCGACGUAGUACUACAGUUUCUGUAGAAACUUACCCCCUUAAUUCAAUGUACCAAUAAUCGAUUUUAAAUUUAACAACUUUCUUUCAGGAUCACACAACAUUUGUAUGCGUUUGUAUAGCAGAGUUUCUGUCCCUCUACGAAACAGAGAGAUUAGUUCAAGAGCUCAGCAAGUCAGACAUUGACACACACAACAUCAUUGUUAACCAACUGAUUUUCCCCGACAAAGAGAAAGGUGAUGUUGUUUUUGAAUCAUUCGCGAUGAUGAAAACGUACCACUAGUAAUUACUUUCCAUGUCCCCUCUUUAGCCAAACUGACUAAGAAUAUUUCUUCUUCGCCUAAGCGAAGUGCGUCCUGUAAUUGGCGAAAAGAAACGUUCGAAACGUCAGCUUUAAACUCUUUACGUUGGCCAAUUUACCCUGUUCUUCUCUCCCACCGACGCAGCACCACAGUUUCUUUAGAAAUUUACCCCCUUUAUCCGAUGGACAACUUUCGCGCAUCUUGAAUGAAUCCAACUGAGAAUAUUUUUUUCUCCUUUCACAGCAUGUGCGUUAUGCCAAGCCAGAUACAAAGUACAGAAUAAAUACCUCGAGCAGGUAAAAACUCGCACUUCUGAAGUUAGAUUACCUCAAAUCUCACGAACCAGUCACUGAAGAGAACGAACAACCGAUUAGGGUAACGAUAGGGGACGAUAGGUAACGAAGGGUAACGACAGGGGACGAUGGGAAACGAAGGGUAACAACAGGAAACGAAGAGAUAAACGAAAUAGAAUUAAGGAUCGAUUCUGUCAGCGAGAGUUGACGAUUUAAAGCACGAUCUAACGAAUGCGAGAGAUCAAAUGAAAGAGCGAGAAGGAAUGAAGAAAGAACGAGUGAACAUACGAGGAACACGUUCAAAUGCACGAACGAACAAGCGAUUAAUGGCCGAUGGACGACCGAACAGACCAACGAGCGAACGAUUGACCUAGCUAAAAAUGGCCGGUGGACGGCCGAAAAAAACAAACAAACGAACAAACGAUCGACCAGACGAGUUGUAGCCGAUGGACGGCCGAUAGACGGCCGGGCAGACGAAGUAACAAACGAUCGGACAGGCGAAUAAUGGCAAAUGGACGGUCGAACAUACGAACGAACAAACGAUUGACCGAGCAAAUUAUGGCCGAUCGACGACCGAACGAACAAACGAGCGAAAAGUAAGAUGACUACUAUAAUGGUAAAGUUAAGCUCCUCUCUCUCCUUUCCUUUUUUGUAGAUUCAAGACUUGUAUGAAGACUUUCACGUUGUAACUCUGCCACUCUUGGCUCACGAAGUACGAGGUCGAGAAAAACUUGAACAAUUUUCUAGAAAUCUGUUAACUCCAUACUCCAACUAGAACGUGAAAAGUUGAAAUAAGAAGGAACAAAAACAUAAACAAAAACAAAACAAAAGUAAAACAAGCAAACAAAACAAAACACAUGAAAUAAAUUUUAACAAGUUUGGAUGAAGCAGAUGUUAUCACAACAGUUGAACUGAGAUGAUUUUCUGUCACUCUAUGAAGUCGCACACGAGGCGCAACUGAGUGUGUCACUGAUGGUCUUCCCGCGUUUUGUUGUGUUCUGUGAGGUACUACUGGACAGACCCACAGUAACAUGGAAUCUUGUUUUUUUAUAAGACAAAGAAGGAAAAUGUUGUUAGUGAUGACGUCAUGUAUGCGUCUGUGUUAACCCUUUACACCCUAACAUCAGUAUGCAUAUUCUCCAUACUGUUCUCUAAACAAUUUCCUAAGGGGCUGACAAGGAGAAUUUGUUUAUCAAUCAAGAGAAUAUUUAGUUCGUGAUCAUUUGCUUUAUUCUCAUGACCUUACUGUGUGAUGCAGGGGUUAUACUGUUGGGAGAAAUUAUAUGAGUCACUCUCAGGGGU